Cryptomeria japonica (Japanese cedar) is the source of this 2491-nucleotide messenger RNA. Its product is annotated as probable sugar phosphate/phosphate translocator At1g48230. Bases 832 to 1953 code for a protein of 373 amino acids. The transcript has 10 exons. NCBI's taxonomy places the organism in Eukaryota, Viridiplantae, Streptophyta, Pinopsida, Cupressales, Cupressaceae. Gene Ontology annotation, cellular component: endosome; Golgi apparatus; trans-Golgi network. Gene Ontology annotation, molecular function: antiporter activity. The record is from RefSeq and is a predicted model, not a curated record.
AAAAAGGGGCAAAUCACGUUUUCACAGCGCCAUAACGCGACUCCUAGAAUUUAAUACGUCCACCGGUAACCUGAGCCCUAAAAUGGGGCGAGAGAAACAAAUGCUCUGCCACAAAAGGACCACCUGCAUGUUUUUUUCCACACCACGUAGGCUCUGACGUGACCGUGCCCUACGUUCAAACCAGAAGAAAGUUGUUUGUAUAUGUUCGUGGGUGUAUACAAUGAAUAUAUCCGUAGCUGAUCGAUGGCAGUAACAUUCCGUGCAGUUGCGCGCGAAUAAAAGGAAAUCCGUCGACCGACAGGAAGUUGUCAAAGUCGGAGCUCUUCUCAGUUACAAGAUCGACGUACUUGUUUUGUUGUGUAGUCCUUGUCAUCUGCAGAGUUCACUCUCUCGCUCGAGCCCUGCAGCUGCUGCAUGUAUGCCCUUUUUCUAUUUAGUACCUGUUUUGUUUUCAAAAUAGCAGGUCCAGGGUUCGAUUAUCGGGACAUGAGGUAUCUCCGCCAUAAGCUAUGAUCGUCGCGUUGUUCGAUUUUCAGGCAUUUAAUGUGGUCCAAUGUUUAGAGAAAAUCGGUCUAUGGUUUCACUGCUUGGCUUUGAUAUAACAGCUUUAAUCAGAGAGAGCUGAUGCUUAAAGAUCUCAUUAUAUGUUGAAGAUAGUUUUCAGAUUGCGAGAUUCAGCCUGCUGUCCCGAGGACAUGCUCUUCAUUGUGAAAGCUUGCAGAUGACUGAAGUUGGCAGAUUCUUUGCACAUGGGACAUUACUUAUGAUUUGAGUGACUUAUAGAUCAAAUAAAUUUAACUUGUUUUCUGAGUUAAAAAAUCGUUUCUCACAAUGUUGAUCAACAAAUCACUCUUGCUAACCUAUCUGUACCUGCUCAUAUACAUCUCCCUUUCAUCUGGUGUCAUUCUGUAUAACAAGUGGGUACUAUCAACAAAGCAUUUCAAUUUUCCAUUCCCAAUAACUCUCACAAUGAUUCACAUGGGAUUUUCUGGAGCAGUUGCUUUCAUACUUGUUCGUGUCCUCAAGGUUGUUACACCAGUCAAAAUGACAUUUGAAAUAUAUGCAACAUGUGUUGUUCCAAUCAGUGCUUUCUUUGCAUCAAGUCUGUGGUUUGGAAAUACUGCAUAUCUUCAUAUUUCAGUGGCCUUUAUCCAAAUGCUGAAAGCUCUCAUGCCAGUUGCAACCUACAUGAUGGCUGUGAUUUGUCAUACUGACAAACCAAGAUGUGACUUGUUUCUCAACAUGUUGCUGGUCAGUAUUGGAGUAGUCAUUUCCUCUUAUGGGGAGAUACAUUUCAAUAUAGUUGGUACAAUGUAUCAGGUUACAGGUAUAUUUGCAGAAGCUCUUCGUUUGGUAUUAACUCAAGUCCUACUUCAGAAGAAGGGCUUGACUCUAAAUCCUGUCACCAGUUUGUACUACAUAGCUCCUUGCAGUUUCUUGUUUCUGUUUGUUCCUUGGUAUCUGUUGGAGCAACCAGCAAUGGAGGUUCAGCAGCUACAGUUCAAUUUUUGGAUUUUUUUCUCAAAUGCUCUUUGUGCAUUGGCGUUGAACUUCUCCAUAUUUUUGGUCAUUGGUAGAACUGGAGCAGUCACUGUUAGAGUGGCUGGUGUAUUGAAGGACUGGAUACUUAUUGCUCUUUCAACAGUAGUGUUUCCAGAGUCAGCAAUCACAGGGCUCAACAUAAUUGGAUAUGCAAUUGCUCUAUGUGGUGUAGUGCUAUAUAAUUACUUGAAGGUGAAGGAUGGUCGGGCCACAAGUCAAUUGCCUAUUGAUGCUGCACCGGAGAAGUCAAAGACUCUACUGAAGGAUUGGAAAUUCAAGACAUCAGACGUUGCAAACAAUGGAAGCGGAACCAAUUCAGCAACCUCUGAUCUGGAUGAAGAAGCUUUAUUACUACCAUCUUCUAGACUUUCACAUAUAGGGCGGACUCCAGGAAAUGGCCUUGGGGGUUGAUUUCUUCUUCAUUUGAAUUUACAGUAUUUGCGUUUCAUCAGAUCAGAUUCCUGAGAUUGGUGUAUCUCCACUAUUUUGUUUAUGAUGCUCUCAAAUGAGCACAUAAGGAAGAGCAUCAGUCCAUGAUCAAUUUUUUUGUCAGAGCAUUGCAUUAAUUCUUUGCCAACGAGCCUGACAGAUAUAUUUUCUUCUAACAUUAUCCUAUCAAGUAUUAUCCGUGAAGCUUCUUUAUAUUGUAGUUGAGCUCAUUUUUGUAUCAGGGCAAGAUGCCUGAAUUGUAAUAUUUGAUCUUGCUUUUUUGUAUAAGUGGACAUGAACUUUUCUAAUGUAAGCUCUUCCAAGGUUCAUUCUACCAAAAGAAGGGUUUGCAGGUAUGACCUUUAGUUCAAAUUAAAUAGAAUUUUGGUUGAUUUCUUACAGCAAUAUCGCUGAAGAAUUUCCUGGACCAUUGAGUUUAUCUUCGAAAGAAUGUUUUAUAUGUAGUCAUUGUUCUUUGUGAACCAGUUUCUAAGGUUAAGGUGUCGAUCCAUAAGCUUUA